CUGUACACAUAAAAUUACCAUUAUUAACAAUAAGUGGAGGCUUAUGUUGUCUUGCAAACGUUGCAAGUUGACUAUUCCAUUGUACUGGUCAACGCUCUUUCACCGUGCUCCGCAGAUGCUGCUGUAGACAAGUUUACGUUGUAAGCGGAGCCCUCUUUUACGGACUUCAGCAGGAGCUAGCGCAUUCAACAAGCUGCCCGUUGCGUGCCCCGUGACAGCUUUCUGCCAAUGCAAGUGACAAACACGCAGCAGGCAGCCGGAGGUAGGCAAGAUGCCACAAGCGAGAGAGGCCAAAAGCAACGACGGUCCAGGAAGUCAAGGCGGAGACAAGAUGUCAGGCAGUCCCAGUCACAGCCACAGCUAGUCGCUUCUGCUGCUCAGCAGACCGCCGCAAUCUUUCGCUUGCCGGCGUGCCUGCGCGCCCCAAUGAUGAACCUCGGCCGUGUUAUUGAUGAUGCCUUAGAUUUGGCGGAGAGCUUGCUGGCCACGGAUUUCACCGCGGACUACCGCACGCCGAGCAUUUUCACGCCGCCAAAACAUCAUGUCCUCAGCUUGCCGACCGCCGAUGCCCCGGGCGCAAUCGAUUCCUGCGUGCGCACUGUAACUCCAUCUCGCUCUGGUGCGGCAGUCCAGGCAGCCCGUGCGGUCUGUGAGAAGCUCAGCUGUGCGGCUGCAGCCACUGAGGCCGCCCGCAUCUCAACGCAAAUCGCCAACCUCAAACUGUCCUCCACGCCCACGCAACAGCGCUGCCUUUCUGGCCCCACACACCACCACCACCAGCAGUCUCAGGGCGCGAUGGGCCCACAACCCGUCCCUCGCUGUGGCAGCCACACCCACCGCGAAUUACGCUUUUGCCCGGAGGUCUCUCCGAUCCGUGCCGGGCCGUUCUUCCCCAGCGGCGCUACAUGUGUGAACCUGGCAGCAGCCGCGGCAGCGACUGCCAACUCCGGCUUCCUUACCUCACGGGGUCCUCGCAGCUCACCUGCCUUCACUUCCGUAGGAAUCGCAGGCCUCUCCUCCGCUGCAGCCACCGCCGCCGCGGCCAGUGCCGCCGCGGCCGUCACCAGUGUUACGGAACGACCUUCUCCAUUGCGACCGCUGCUGACGGCUCGGCCGUCCCGCACCGCCCCAAGCGGCGCUUUGCCGCUGAUCCUACACGGCACUGGCAUGCCAGCAGCGCUGUCGCUACAUGUGCCGCCACCGCCGCCGCGGAGUCCCUUGGCGCCAUACCAUCAUCACCAACAUCCACUCUUGCAGAAGCAGCAGCAGCUGCUGGCACAGGCGCAGCGCCAGGAGCACCAUCAACCGCAGCAGGUGGCGGGUGCGGCAGCUGUGGCUCCCACAAGCAGCGCACGGCCCGUGGUGCCCCGCCUGGCCCUCACGUCUAUAAAGCAACACCAGCAGUCACCCGCCUGGCAACCCGACAGGCGGGACAACUCUACAGUCGCCACCACGCCCGUCACGUCCGUCACUUCCACCCAUGCCAAUGACAUUGGUGCAUCACCUUCGGAAGAACCGUUCCUCCCCUUGCCUCUGGGAUCGCCCCUCCCCCUCCCAUCUCCUGUUCAGACACCAGUUCGCGGCAGUGGCUUGUCGGCGGCAGUCCCCGCCCGGCAAUUGGGGGGUCUCAGCAGUGGGGGAAACCCGCCGGCCGCCACGGCCGCACCAGCGUUAAAGCCGCUGUCGCCGCUGGCGUCAUCCGCAAAGGUCGCAGCGGCGGUGGGCAUAACGCCGCCGGGCGAACAGACAGCAGCAGCGGUGCGGGUGAGCCCUCUGGCGGAGAAGGGCGGCAAGGGAGCAGUUGUGGCGUCGGCGGCUGGUACGGGCCCCAAGCGGCCAGUGGCUGUGGUGCCAACGCUGCGACUGCCUUUGGACGAUGGAGCGGCUGCGGCGCGGCUUGGCGCGGGGCUACGCAGCAGUCGGCCACAUGGCAGGGAGACGCAGCGUGAAGUUGCUGGGCGGGGUGGGGGCGGGAGUGAUGUUAUAAAGGGCUUUGUGGAGUACGGUAGGGUGGUGGACGGUGAGGACACCGGUGCGGGGAUGGAGUGCGUGGGAACGGGGAGAGCGCCCAUGCAUGGGGCUGUCGGAGGACAGGGGAGGCAGCCGGUGGUGCCUGGUCUUCGCCUGGGAGCCCUCGCACGGUGA
Messenger RNA from Volvox carteri f. nagariensis, 2145 nucleotides. RefSeq lists its product as uncharacterized. The transcript has a single exon. Bases 229 to 2145 code for a protein of 638 amino acids. The record is from RefSeq and is a predicted model, not a curated record. NCBI's taxonomy places the organism in Eukaryota, Viridiplantae, Chlorophyta, Chlorophyceae, Chlamydomonadales, Volvocaceae.